AGACCUUUGGGGCACUUGAAAUGCGCUUUGCCGCGCCCCCUCGCCAGCUGUGAGCUCAACUGCAGGCAUUGGCAAGCCAAGCCCCCGCCCCAUCGGGGGGAACCUCCCAGCGGCAGCGCAGUCCUCCUCGUAAGCUUAGCUAAGCUGAACUGAGAAAGCCAGAAGUAUAUUCGCAAGAGGAGUUGCAAAGCGUGGCAAGGAGCGACUCCCACCUCGAAGCGAGUUAUGGCGGGGCAGUAGAUAAGACUGCUAGGCGCGCAGGCGCCCUCCGCCAACAGGAUGACCCCCCACCCCCCGAGAUAGUCGACGGAAAGAAGGUCUCGUUUCUGGAUUUGGAGAGCGGCGCCAGGGAGUAAUGCCCCCCACCGCCCAGCUUUACCAACCGGACCUUCCGCAGAAGUGCUGCGCGUGAAUUCAUGCUGGGUUGGUAGCUGGGAGUUGAGCGCGGAGAUAAUGGCGCGCUUUGGGAUAGCUCCAGAGAAGAGCUAAAGCGACGACCUGGCGGGUUUUGAGGUCUUCAAAACGAUAUGGAGCCCGAGCCUAGAGAUGUAUAUUAGGAAGUAAAUCCCUUUGAGUUAAAUGGGACUUACUCCCAGAGCUGGAUUGUCCAAACUGCAAGCAAAUUUAAAUGUGAACACUCUUAUCUGUCUCAUGCCUGUUUCUUCUGCAAGAAUACCCAAUUCUGGAGAACCCUCUGUGCCCCAAAGAUGGUGAAAACCAGGUUAGUGGAACAACUUCCAAGUCUGGUUAGGGAUCUGGAGCUCAGAAUGCCUGCAUGGAAAGCUGAUUCUCAUGGUGAGAGUAGAAUGAACUGUGAUGAAAUGGAUCAGAGCAGAAAAACUGUGUUGCUGGAGAAAACAAAUUGCCUGCAUGAAGAACAGCACUGUGGGAGCAGGGAUGAUGGACCUGGGCAGCAAGUGUCAGGGAGACCCUUCUGGAAGUUCGGUACAGAGAAACAAAUGUUUGUUAGGAAGGAUGGUUUGGAACAGAAGGAGAGUGCAUUCACUGAAGUGAGGCGGAUGAAGGAAAAGCUGAAAGCUGAGAAAGCCAAAGAGUUGGAACAAGAAGAUGGAGAGGCUAACUUUGAAAAAGAACAAAUGUUCAGCAACCUAGUUCAAAGUUCACCAGGCAGUGCAUUCUCGUUUGUGUGGCCAACCAGAGUUACUGGGGAGCCAAAGAGUGCUUUUAGCAAACCAGCAAAGUGCCUGGUGGACAGAACACUGACUACUUCUCAUCAUUUGAGUGACUUGGUAAAAGGUCAAGAAAAGUUAUCAGAGUUCAUCAGUACCUCUGACAUAAUGCGAUACAGCAGCAUUUUGACUUCCAAGCUCCUUGUGAGUGAUUUGAGUGGCUCUCGGUUGCUGCAGACCAGCCUUGUUCACAGCAACCCUUUCUCUUAUCCCUCAGGACAGUGGUCUCGACAGACUGGAGAGCAAAUGCAUACUACAUCUGCUCCCACUUCAAGCUCUUCCUCUGCUUCCUUGACUCUGUUGCCCCCCACCUUUGCCUCCUUUGGUGUGGCAGCCCAGAACUGGUGUGCAAAAUGCAAUGUCUCCUUCCGCAUGACAUCUGACCUUGUGUUCCACAUGCGCUCUCAUCACAAGAAGGACAAUGUCUUGCCAGAGUCCCGAGGCAAAAGGAGGCGGGAUGAAAAGCUGACCUGUCCUGUCUGCCAGGAAUAUUUUCGGGAACGUCACCAUUUAUCUAGGCACUUGACUUCUCAUAAUUAAGUCUAUGCUUAUUAUGCAUACUUGUGCUUUUAUGUGUGUAUGUUGAGUUGUAGGCAUUCAUUUUCCUGCUCAUUUUAAACUAGUAUCUCUUGAGA
Messenger RNA from Hemicordylus capensis (graceful crag lizard), 1825 nucleotides. RefSeq names its product zinc finger protein 488 (gene ZNF488). The coding region runs from base 708 to 1730 and encodes 340 amino acids. NCBI's taxonomy places the organism in Eukaryota, Metazoa, Chordata, Lepidosauria, Squamata, Cordylidae. Gene Ontology annotation, cellular component: nucleus. Gene Ontology annotation, biological process: regulation of DNA-templated transcription. The transcript is spliced from 2 exons. The record is from RefSeq and is a predicted model, not a curated record.